AAGAACCAGAAGCAUUUCUUUACCGUGUACCACUGCCUGAAAAAGAGUGUUGGACAGCGCAAAAUAUUAUUGCAAUCAGAUGAUGAAGAAGGUGAAACUCAGCCAAAACGUCCAAAGAUUAUACAAGGAUUGGCUCUCGGAGUGAAGAGUAAUGAUUUGAAAGACAUUGAAGAUGAAUACUGUCAUAACAAACGCCGCCUAAUGGAGAUGGUGGGCAAGCGUCUUGAAGUCACUGAUCCAGAGCAUCCAAUGACAUGGCCUUACAUAUGUGAAUGUCUAAGGAGGCCUACUGUUGAGCGUAACGAUGUAGCCGAGGAAAUUGAAGACAAAUUUGAGAUAACAGCUGAUAUUACCUCAAGCGUUGCCGAAGAUACAGUUAUUGACGACAGAAGAGGAAAACAGCUAGAAGUAGAGGGAGCGAUUGAGUUCGGACGUAGGUCUUCUGAAAAAUCGAUGAAAGGUGACCUUGUUCUUACCACUCAAGAUUUACUGCAGACGUAUAGAGAUCCUCUAGAGCGCAAAAGAUUAUUGGGAGCAGGUGAAGAAGUUGAAAGUACUCUGUCCAAGCGUCCAAAGAAUGAUGCCACUAUUCAAGGAGAAUCUCUUGUGGAAAUCACUAACAAAUCUAUGAAGUUCAGCAAUUUUGGAAUUAAGAUUUCUGUCCUGGAAAAUUCGCUGCCUGAAGGUAUCGAUACGUGUGUCUUACACAUAUCCUUCGAGUUAUCCACUGACUUUGAGAUUCCCGCUAACUCUGAACUAGUCAGUUCAAUUUAUCGUGUGAAAUGUGAGCCCAAAGUACAGUUUAAGAAGCCUCUCACCUUGGAAAUACAGCACUGUGCGAGUUUAAACUCUGACCAUCAACAAAGGCUUGUCUUUGCUCGAGCAACAGAUCAAAAUAAAAAGUUUGAGAUCCUGGAGGGUGGUCACUUUCCUAUUAGUGAACGCCAUGGAUCCAUCCAGCUUACUCGUUUCAGUCGCCUCGGUGUUUUACUUCGUAAAGUAUUUGGCCUUCCAACUGAGAAGAUGUACAGUGCAUUGCUGUUCAGAAAGAACUCGCCCUAUCACACAAUUGACGUGAAAUGUGUGGUAUGUCAGGAUCUAGCAACUCAUGUAAAGGUAAUUAGAGAGGAGUUGGAAAAAGAUAGAUUCACAAAAGAAAUGGAUCUAGAUCAAAUUCAAUUUGAAAAUGCAGUAGACAUGGAGCUGCAUUCAGAGAAUUCUGAGCUUUGGACUGUUACUAGGGUAAAACCCACUCUGUCCAGAGAUCAAAUUGAGGGAUACUCAAGAGUGGUGAAUUCUAAUAGACAACUUGGAGUUAUUCCAGCCAUCCAUUAUAGGUUUAACCUGAAAGAAAUUGUUGUUUCUGAAUCAGUAAACUUUUUGCUGAUGAACACCGAUGUAGAUGAAGAGAGCCAUCAUUUGACCCUACGUAUUUGCUGUAAUGCAGUGACUCCACUAGCCACUCCACACACAACCACUCAGUCAGGUAGCAGAUAGUGUGCAUUGGUUUGUAUUGUGAAUUAGGUCAACAUUACAUUAGCCUCCUUCGCAGCCUCUCCUUUUUCUGUUCUUUGUCACGGAAGAGAAAAUUGGAGGAACAAAGAAAGAAAGAAGGAAGCGACAAAGAAAAAGGAGAGCCUGCCUUGCUAAGUCGCGUGAUCUCCUACUGGCGUAGAUAAAUUUUAACGAGCGUGGGCGAGAGAAAACCUCAAUAACUGUCCUCCCACACAGUACUUGGAGCGCAUUUACCAGGAACAUAAUCUGUUAUGAACAGUACAGUACAGUGCAGUAGAGUCAGCCUUCGUGAGACCUUUAGUCAGUAGAGGAAGUAUGAAAGACUAGAGUAGAGUAGACUAUACUGCUGUAAUAAUUAUAUCUACUAAGGUCUGUUUUGAGCUAAAUUUAGAUAAUUAUAGAUCUAGAUCUUUAGUCUUUACUAGGUAAGCCCUCGUCUACGAUGUCUCCACGCUUGAUUCUGGCUUACUAUCUACGAUGCUAACAGCUUUUAUGUUGCGUAGGCAUGCUGUAGCUAUUUGCUUUGUCAGGCUCCGCCCAGCUAGUGAUUGCCCACGUUCAUUUUUUCACUCGUCUACCACUCAUCUACCGUCACGCGACUUAGCAAGGCGGGCUCUCCUUUUUCUUUGUCUCUUCUUUCUUUCUUUGUUCCUCCAAUUAGUCCCGUAUUUGAACUACUAUGACAAAUAACACAGAAAAAGGAGAGGCUGCGAAGGAGGCUAGGAUAUAUUGGCUCAGUAGUGCCUUUGUCCUCGAGGUGGCACUCGUGCAUGUGUCACAACUAUAACUUAGUCACUCUUUCUACCAGGAGAAUGCACUCCUGUUUCUACUUAUUACAUAACCUGUGUACACAGUGUUUACUUCCUCUGCCCCACAAUCACAACAGAACUCUUACAACUGCCCAAUCCAUUACCAUACACUGUGUGAAGCUUUUUAUUCGCUAUAGGGGCCAUUUGUAUAAGUGUGUGUAUUGCAUUAACUAUACCGUAUAUAUAAUUAUAUUGCGAGUAAUUUUCGUGGGGUAACAAAUUCGUUAUAGUUUCGUGGGCAAGCUGACUUUCACGAAUACAUAGGUGUGGUUUACUGGAACGCAUACAAUGCAGUACAGGCAAUAAAGUCAACCUACAUUUUUAUAUACUGACGAAAAUCACCGUUUUCGAUUUUUUAAUGACUUUUUUACCCCACGAAAAUUACUCACUAUAGUAUCUGUCAAGUCCAUUAAACACGUUCUAUCAGAUCGUAUCAUAAUCGGAUUGCUAUUCGAAAGCCUUCACUCUGGAAAACACAUGAUCUUGAUUCCUACAGGCCCGGCAUUCCCCAUUAAUAUACACAUUGCUUAUAUUGUAAUUAUUUGUGCAUUUUCAGGUGCUUACUGUAUAUGCAGUUUGUCAUAAAACUGGCCAUUUUCAAUGCUUGUGUGUGUGUAGGAUCGUCACAAGAGAUGCAUACUAGCAGAAACCAAACGGUAAAAGUUGAACAACCCUAACCCUAACCCCUUUACCCUAACUCUAAUCUCUUACCCUAACCCUAACCCUGACCCUGACCCCCUAGCCUGUUACCCUAACCCUAACCUUAUGGCCUAUAACCCUAUCCCUAACCCUUUACCCCUUAUGCUAACUAUAACCCUUACCCAUACCGUUACCUAACCUCUUAUAUACCGUACGGGUAGAAAAUUUCGAGGGUGUAAAAUUUCGUGCAAUUCAAUAUUCUGGAAAAUUUCGCGGGUAGUAAAUUUCGUGGAGUUAGGGUGUGUCACUAUCUCGCAUGCGUAAACAAAGCCUUUCGCGGGUUUUAAUUUUCGUGUUCUGCAGCCACCCACGAAAAACGCGAAAUUAAAAACACCUCAAAAUUUUCUACCCGUACGGUACCCUUAUAACCGCCCAUAAUCCCGACAUUAUGCACAUUAUAUGCGUAAUAUACAUACACAAUUAAGUGUACCUGUAGCCAAACUCUAUAUCCGUAACACCAACACAUCCCAACUUGGAUCUCACAAAUUUGACAUUAUGCAUAUUAUGCAUAUUAUACACAAUUAAAAUAAUUAUUUGACAUUAUGCACAUUAUGCAGCUCAAUUAUACAUCAAAUAUAAAAUUUGACUUUAUGCAUAUUAUGCAUAAUAUACACCACUU
Molecule: messenger RNA, 3642 nt
Organism: Halichondria panicea
Lineage: Eukaryota; Metazoa; Porifera; Demospongiae; Suberitida; Halichondriidae
Exons: 10
Coding region: 202-1497 (431 amino acids)
Source: RefSeq, a predicted model, not a curated record